Molecule: messenger RNA, 4027 nt
Organism: Arachis duranensis
Lineage: Eukaryota; Viridiplantae; Streptophyta; Magnoliopsida; Fabales; Fabaceae
Product: DNA mismatch repair protein MSH7
Exons: 19
Coding region: 942-3803 (953 amino acids)
Biological process (GO): mismatch repair
Cellular component (GO): nucleus; MutSalpha complex
Molecular function (GO): ATP-dependent DNA damage sensor activity; mismatched DNA binding; ATP binding
Source: RefSeq, a predicted model, not a curated record
UAAUUUUUAAUUAUUAUUCUAUCUUUUUAUUUAUUUUAUAAAAUUAUGUUAUUACCCUUAUUUUAUUAAAAUUCCCUAAUCUACCCCAAACCCUAAACUAAACGACACUCGCCCCACCCCAGCCCUCACACACAACACUCCCACUCAACACAAAAAAGAAAAGAAGGAAAGAAAGAAAAGGAAAAGGGGAACGGAUAAGGGAGCUCGAGGAAGGAGAGGAAGAGAAGGGGGAGCUGUCCGCGCCACCACCCAACUCGCCGUCGCCGCCGGUCCACCUUGGAGCAGCCGUCGAAGCAGAACCGCGAGGAGUGAGAGAGACCGCGUCGGUUCACCGCGAAGACAGCGCUGCCGUCGUCCUCAUCGCGGACCUCCACCGUCGCGUAUUGCCGCCGUCACCACCAAGCUCGCCUUCAUCGCCAUUGUUGCCGGGAAAGAGAGGGACGCGCAACAUUCAAGAGGGAAGAGCUGGAGGAGGGGAAGAACGACGCUGUUUUGCCGUUCUCCGUCGCGGCUGAAGCUCGCCGCCGCUGUGGCUACCCGUGCCGCCGUCUGAGUCGCGGGGAAGGAGGAAGAGUUAUGUUUCGCCGUGCCUUGCCUCUGCCGCUGGAUCCUCUGUCUUGGGUCGAAUUGUGGUUCGUGCAUGCCGAGUUCAGUAGUCGUGCAUGCGACAUCAAGCUGCCGCGUCGUCAACGGAGUCGCCGCCGUUCUGUUUUUGCGGAUAUUCGUUUAAGUUCAGUUCUUACGUGCCGUGAUUAAAGUUGUUGUGGUUGCGGCUGCCGCAGAUUGCACGCUAAGAGGGAAGGUUUCCUUGACGCGUUUGGUUUUCGGGUCUCGGCUUGUCGAGGAGCCAGUCAUCAGAUGACAGUUUGUGUAAGUCUUCUUCACCAUUAUGUGCUAACGGUAAAGGACAGCAUCAGGAGUAUGAAGGAGCUUUUCAACCUAUGGUGAAAAAUACUGCUGUAAGUCUCAAGGCAAAGGCAAAUCAGUUAAAGCCUAUCGAAAUUAAUGAUGAUGUUGUUGGGCCUGAAACACCAGGGAUGCAGCCUCUUGCUUCUCAUGCUAAGCGAAGUCGAGAUGAUGAAUCCAGGUUUCGUUCAUUGAUGGAUUCUGGCAAACGAGUCAGAUUUCUUGAGGAUUCACCAUCACUGAACUUGACUAAGAAGGAAGCAGAAGUGGCUAGCAGGUUUGAGUGGCUUGAUCCUUCUCGAAUCAAGGAUGCAAGUGGAAGAAGGCCCAAUGAUCCUUUGUACGACAGGACAACACUUUAUAUACCUCCGGAUGCUUUGAAAAAGAUGUCAGCUUCACAGAAACAGUAUUGGAGUGUCAAGUGUAAAUACAUGGAUGUUAUGCUAUUUUUUAAAGUGGGGAAGUUUUAUGAGCUCUAUGAAAUGGAUGCUGAAAUUGGCCAUAAGGAGCUUGAUUGGAAAAUAACAUUAAGUGGUGUGGGAAAAUGUCGACAGGUUGGUAUAUCUGAAAGUGGGAUUGAUGAUGCUGUUCAAAACUUGGUUGCUCGGGGAUACAAGGUUGGAAGGGUGGAGCAGUUGGAGACAUCCGAAGAAGCAAAGGCUAGAGGAGCCAACUCUGUUAUUCAAAGAAAAUUAGUUCAGGUCAUCACUCCAUCAACCACUGUUGAGGGUAAUAUUGGGCCUGAUGCCAACCAUCUGCUUGCAAUAAAAGAGGGUAGCACCAGCUUGGAUGAUGGUUCAGUUGUGUAUGGAUUUGCUUUUGUUGAUUGUGCUCGUCUUCGAUUUUGGGUUGGCUCCAUUGAUGAUGAUGCAUCAUGUUCUGCUCUGGGAGCUUUAUUGAUGCAAGUGUCGCCUAAGGAAGUUAUAUAUGAAAGUAGAGGGCUGUCCAAAGGAGCUCAGAAAGCGCUUAGAAAAUUCUCAUUACAUGGUUCAACAACAUUACAGUUGACUCCAGUGCAGUCUAUUGCUGACUUGGUAAACACAGAAAUCAGUGAUUUAGUUCGCUCAAAAGAAUACUUUAAGAGGUCUUUUCAUUCACUUGAUUAUGUGCUGAGCAAAGUUACUCAUCAUGAAACUGCAAUGUGUGCUCUUGGUGGACUGAUUGAUAAUCUAGUUAGAUUGAAGCUAGAUGAUGUCCUUCAAGAUGGGGAUAUAUAUCCUUACCAAGUUUAUAGGGGAUGCCUUAAAAUGGAUGGUCAGACGUUGAUAAAUCUGGAGAUCUUUGGUAAUAAUGCGGAUGGUGGGAAAACAGGUACUUUGUACAAAUAUCUUGAUAACUGUGUGACUUCAUCUGGAAAGCGGCUUCUUAGGAACUGGAUCUGUCGUCCUUUAAAAGAUGCUGAAGGAAUUAAAAAAAGGCUUGAUGCAGUUGAUGAUUUAAUGACUCGCCCGGAGAUUGUGUCACAGAUUGCUCAACAUCUUCGCAAGCUUUCAGAUUUGGAACUAUUGCUUGGCCGAACCAAGUCCAGCCUUCAACUAUCAGGCCCUCUUUUACUGCCUUUGUUGGCAAAAAAAAUAUUGAAGCAGAGGGUGAAAGUAUUUGGGUCACUUGUGAAAGGGCUUCGCACUGCUUUGAGUUUGUUGCUUCUUCUACAGAAUGAGCAGCCUUUAACAUCAUCCUUGACAAAAGUCUUUAAACUACCAAUUCUGGCUGGUAGUGAUGGGCUUGAUCAAUUUCUUAGUCAGUUUGAAGCAGCUGUAGAUAGUGACUUCCCAAAUUAUCAGAAUCAUAAUGUUACAGAUUCAGAUGCUGAAACACUUACAAUACUUGCUGAACUACUUUUGGAGAAAGCUACACAAUGGUUUGAAGUUGUUCACGCCAUCAAUUGCAUUGACGUGCUAAGAUCCUUUGCUGUUACUUCUAGCUUCUCAUCUGGAAGUAUGUGUAGGCCUGUCAUAGUGCCAGAAAGUUUUACGGGUAAAGACAAUGGAGGACCUGUGCUUAAAAUGAAGGGGUUAUGGCAUCCAUUUGCCCUAGGAGAAAAUGGAUGUGUGCCUGUCCCCAAUGACAUAAUUCUUGGUGAGAAUGAAGGUGGGCAUCAUCGCACAUUGCUGCUGACUGGACCAAACAUGGGUGGAAAAUCAACACUUUUGCGUGCUACCUGUCUGGCUGUUAUAAUGGCUCAGAUAGGCUGCUAUGUGCCAUGUGAAAGUUGUGUUCUCUCAGCUGUGGAUAUCAUCUUCACACGGCUUGGAGCAACAGAUAGAAUCAUGACAGGCGAGAGUACCUUCUACAUUGAGUGCACAGAAACUGCAUCAGUUCUCCAGAAUGCUACCCAAGAUUCUUUAGUUAUACUUGAUGAAUUGGGUCGAGGAACCAGCACUUUUGAUGGCUAUGCCAUUGCAUAUGCAGUAUUCCGCCAUCUGAUUGAAAAUGUCAAUUGUCGGUUGCUAUUCGCCACACAUUACCAUCCACUCACUAAAGAGUUCGCCUCUCAUCCGCAUGUUAAAAUGCAGCACAUGGCUUGUGCUUUCAAGUCAAAAUCUGAUGGCUAUUCCAAAUGUGGUGAGGAACUAGUAUUCUUAUACCGGCUUGCCUCCGGAGCAUCUCCGGAGAGCUAUGGGUUGCAGGUUGCCCUUAAGGCUGGGAUUCCGGAGAAUACCGUAAAGGUUGCUUCAAAGGCUAGCCAACAGAUGAAAAAAUCAAUUGGAAGAAGUUUCAGAUCAAGUGAACAGAGAUCAGAGUUCUCAACACUUCAUGAAGAUUGGUUGAAGACCCUAGUGUCUUUCUCACGGAUACAAGAUUCUAAAUCUUUUAAUGAAGAUGAUUUAGAUUCAUUAAUAUGUUUAUGGUAUGAACUAAAAGCUGCUUUUAGAUCGGGAAAACAGAUGUUUUAGUGGCAGGUAGGAUGGGGUCAAGGAUCUGACUUUCAUAGUGCAAUAUGUAAAUUUAUACUGAUUGAGUAGUUUUAUACUUUUAUUUUCCUUUCAGAAACAUAAUAGCUUCUUUGUUUUGCUUUUAUAUGGAAGAAAGGGAAAAGAUGCAAAUAUAGAAUUAGAGAACUAGCCAAUAUAUAAUGUCUGUCCCUUGUCUUCUUGUGACACUCGAAAUAAAAAUAAUC